Molecule: messenger RNA, 1815 nt
Organism: Trichoderma breve
Lineage: Eukaryota; Fungi; Ascomycota; Sordariomycetes; Hypocreales; Hypocreaceae
Product: amidase domain-containing protein
Exons: 9
Coding region: 1-1815 (604 amino acids)
Source: RefSeq, a predicted model, not a curated record
AUGAAGAAUCUCUUCACCGUCGUCAUAGCGGGCUCCCAGUAUUUGCUUCAUCCUCAGAAAUUGGGCACAAUUGAGGAGACCAUCAAUCCCGAUGCGCUUAUUCCCGUCACUCUCCUCACGACAACUGAGAUCAAUACGGAUCUGGAGGGCAUCCUGCAGUUAUUUGCAACAGUAGACGAUGUCUUUCAGCCUGACUUUGGUGGCAUCCUGGUAGAGAAGCCUGAGAAGAACAAGACGAUUGGUUUUGUCCAUAAUCCAGCACCCCGCAGCAGAGCUCUGUUCAGUUUGCAGCGACCCGAGGUUGAGGUUGCUGCUUUUGAAGAUUUGCCUUCGGGUCCGUAUUUUCUGCAUGGGCCAAAUCUUUACCAGGCAUGGAGACUGUACGAUGAUUUCUUGGAUGCAUUCACUUUUGGAGUGAUUCCCAAUAGUAUCAAUGGUACUGACGACGGGUUCGAAGCGCUGUCAUCACUCUCUGACAAUGGUUCAUCGAAGUCGAUUGCCGUGCCAUCUCGGCUCUAUCACGCUGCACCGUCAAUUCGAAAGCCGCUUUCUGGAGUCCGCAUUUCCAUCACGGACGCCGCAUCGCUGAAAGGUGUGCAGACAACUCUGUCGAGCCGGUCCUGGUCUCAGCUGUAUGGCACUGAAGCUUCUGAGACGGCAGAAUUCGUCCAGAAACUAAUUGACAUGGGCGCCAUAAUCGUGGGCAAGACUAAAUCAUCGCAGCUGGAUUCGGGGAGAGAAUGGGUAGAUGUGGCGGCUCCGUGGAAUCCAAGAGGGGAUGGUUAUCAAGAUUCUGGUGGAAGCGGUGCUGGUGCGGGAGCAAGUGUUUGCGGCUAUGACUGGAUGGAAUAUGCCAUUGCGAAAGACUCUUUUGAGGGAGUUCGUGAGCAGGCGCGUGUUCAUGGUGUAUAUUCAAUCAGAGCCUCUGCCCAGGCUGCAUCUCUGCAGGGAUGGAGAAAUGACUCGCAGGAUUAUGCUGCAAUUGGCUUGCUGAAUCGCAACUUACACCACCUGCUCAGUAUUGCUCAGCUCACAUUGAACACAUCAAACGCGAACAUGCCAUUUCCUAAGCGCAUCAUAUAUCCUUUGGAUUUUGCUUCAACCACUGAAAGUGACCAGGCUAAAGACAAUAAAUUUGUCGCCAUGUUGGAGCAUUUCCUUGGAGUCAAAGCUGACAAGAUGCGCUUAUCCGAUGCUUGGGACGCCCAUCCGCCAAAGGAGGCCAACGGGCAAACCCUUGAAGACCACAUGAAGGAGGCUCCCUUUAGCUCCUUUUGCUCUGAUUUUUAUCACGAGUACGAAGACUUCCGCAGUGAUUACAAAAACAAGUUUGGUCGCGAACCCUACGUUGAGGCGACACCUCGUUUUAGAUGGGGCAUCGGCGAAAACGAAACGAAGCAGGACUACAACAUCCACCACGAGCGCAUCGAGGUGUUCAGGAAAUGGUUUGGCGACAACAUCAUGUCGACGCUCGGGGAUUCGGAGACUAUCAUGGUCCUCCCCUUCGGCCCUCAUACAGUGCAGUAUCGCGAUGACUUACCACGACCGCCGACCAGAAUCGACGGCAUUGGCCCCGAAGUCCUCGCGCCUCUUUUAGGACUGCCGCAUCUUGUUAUUCCCUUCGCACAGACAUCCUACCACUCGCGAGUAACCGAUAAAAGCGAGAGUCGUCCGUUUACUGGCUCUAUCAUGGGCCCUCAUGGCAGCGACAUCAUGAUCCUUCAGCUAGCUAAGGCGGCAUUAGGAGGUGCGGAAUGGCGGUCGCGGGUUGAUACUGGGCGUUGGGCGUUCCCUCAAGGGUAUGAACCGGAAUGA